Molecule: messenger RNA, 2584 nt
Organism: Colias croceus (clouded yellow)
Lineage: Eukaryota; Metazoa; Arthropoda; Insecta; Lepidoptera; Pieridae
Product: organic cation transporter protein-like
Exons: 8
Coding region: 1-1671 (556 amino acids)
Biological process (GO): transmembrane transport
Cellular component (GO): membrane
Molecular function (GO): transmembrane transporter activity
Source: RefSeq, a predicted model, not a curated record
AUGGCCGCCUCGCCAGCCGGCAAGCGCGACGCGUGCGAAGCCGUGCGUGACGUUAGUGAGAAGUGGGGGGACCCGCUGGAAGCCUUGCUGGCCACGCUCGGCCCCUUCGGCCUGUACCAGCGCUAUGUGGUGGUGCUACUGCUCAUCCCCAACCUACUGGCGCCGAUGUACACCUUCAAUUAUGUGUUUGUUGCUGAUCGCGUGCCUUUCAGAUGUGUUGUCCCGGAAUGCGAGUGGGGCCAGCCACAAUUCAACAACUCUACAGUGGAGCAACUACUACCGACAGACGAGUGCCGCCGCUACGCCCCCCUGGAGCCCGACCUGCUGACGUGCGACGCGCAGGACUUCCAUCCCAAUGAUACUGUACCGUGCGACCGCUUUGUGUAUGAAAACCAUGACACUAUCUAUGCUGAGUUCGGGUUAGCAUGCCGCGAGUGGCGACGCACGCUGGUGGGCACAGUGCGGAAUGCGGCGCUGCCGGUGGCGCUCAUAUUGACUGGCUAUACCUCAGACAAAUGGGGUCGUCGCACAGCUUUCUGCAUAUUCGCAGCAUUCGCAGGCGUGCUCGGCGUGGCCAAGUCUUUUGCUAACUCAUACAAUGUCUACAUCACGCUUGAGUUCUUUGAAGCUGCCCUCGGCUAUGGCUUUAAUAGCGCUGCGUAUGUUAUGAUGGUAGAGUUAGCCCGUCCGUCUCUACGCGCUGCGUUCGCCUGCGCGACCGGAGUGGCGUACGGUCUGGGCGGCGUGCUGUUCGCCGUGAUCGCGAGGUACCUGCCCAACUGGCGCGACCUGCUCCGGGCCAUACAUACGCCCGCACUGCUCCUGCCCCUCUACUGGCUGAUCCUGGACGAGAGUGUGCGCUGGCUGCACGCAACACAGCAGACAGAUAAGGCUAAAGCUGUCGUAAAAAAGGCCGCUAGGUGGAAUACGGUAGUUUUGGACGAAACAUCACUAAACAAUGCUCUAGAAUCAAACACUGCUCAAAAUGAAGGCCCUAAAGAAAAUCCCUGGUUAAGUCUUUUGAAGUCUCGAGUGCUAAUGGUGCGGUUUCUUGCCUGCUGCUUCUGCUGGGUCGCCGCCGCCUUCGUGUACUACGGCCUGACGAUUAAUUCAGUAGCACUCUCUGGAGACAAAUAUACAAACUUUGCCCUUAACAUGGUGAUGGACAUCGUCGCGUCGCUCCUCAUUAUGAUGGCGUUGGAACGCAUCGGUCGAAGAAUCAGCAUUUGUGUAGCCUUUGUUCUCUGUGGUAUCUCUUCUCUGAUACCCAUUCUGACAUCAAACGCAACCACGAACCAAUCAGUGUACUUCAUGGGCAAGCUGUCCAUCACGUUCGCGUUCAACUCGCUGUACGUGUUCACGGCAGAGCUGUUCCCCACGUCAGUGCGUAGCUCUGCGCUUGCGGCGACAUCGCUCGUCGGCCGCCUGGGGUCCAUCCUCGCGCCGCAGACGCCGCUACUGAAACCCACAAUACAAACCCUGCUGUACACCGGGUGCUCGCUGCUAGCGGCCGCCGCGGUGGUGCUGGUGCCGGAGACUCGUCGCGCGCCGUUGCCGCAACACGUGCGGCAAGCGGAGCGCCUGCGCAAACUAGCAACGCCGCGCGCCUCCACCACGAACCCGCCGCCGCCACCGGUGCCCUCUUUUACUAGGAUAUCUCAUUCUAGCUGAUUUUGAAUAUUAUACUCAAUGUGUUAUGUUGACAAAUGUUAAGAAAAAUUAUUGAUUUACUAGAACUAAAGAGAUUUUAAUGAGUCUGCGUAAAAAUGUGUCCAAAAUUGGCUGUUAAUAUUGCGUAGUCUCGGAUGGCAUCUAUUGCCUCAUCGAACUGGGAGAUAGUACAAUAAGUUAUUCUCCUAUUUAGGUAAUAUUUUGAUGCCAAGCAAUUUACAUUAUAUUCAUAGUUAUAUAUAGGCAAUAGUGGGGUAAUAGGUAGGUAUAGAAAGAUUGUAUAUAGAAGCAUUUCUUAUGAAAAUCUGUAAAUAAUGUACUUAAAUAUUACGUUAUAUACAUUAAAAAUAAUAUUAUUGUGUAAAUUUAGUUAAAGGAAACAAUUGAAAUUAUAUAAACUUGUAAAAAAUAAAUAAUGUAAAAGAUUUGUAUACUGUAGAGCGUAGACCAUAAUGUAUAAACAAGUAGGUAGGUAAGAUUUUUUUUUAAGUAACUUAUUUGUUAACUACGAAUUUAUUUUCAAUAAUAAUUGCAAUAUUCGUCUCCUUUUAUUACUUGUAUGUAUUUUAUAAAAUGCAAAUAAGUGACAAAGUAACACUUUAUGUUUAAAAUAGGAUUAGUUUAAAUAUUUUUGUAACAGAUUCAGUUGCACAGUGUGAAAUAUCAACAACGUUAUCUAAAAUUCUCUUAUCAGUAUAACAUAAUAUUACACUAGGUAGAUAGUUAUCAACUACAUCGAGUGCUUCUAAUGUUAUUAUGUUAUACCUAAUUUUCCGUUACCAUAAUUUCAGCUAAAAACAGAUUAUUAAAUUAUAAACUACAAUAAUAAAUUUUAUUGUUCUUCAUGAUAACUGCAAAAUCGGUAUCUCAUGAAGUGUUUAAUUAUUUAUUAGAAAAAUAACUAACUCGAUUG